AUGAAGGCAUUCGCAAUUAUAGCAUUGUUGUUCAUUACAACCUACUCCUAAUCCAACGACAUAGAUGUUGUAUUGAAAAUGUUAGCAGAUUUGAAAAAUGGAACUUCAAAAUAAUUGGAACAAUUAGACUCUGAUUGGUCUGCCACUUAAUACUCAAAACAAGAUAUCGUGAAUGAUUUGAUGAGAUCUGCAUCUACUUAGAGAGGAGAAUGCAAUAGAAGAGACCAAGAAUGGGCUAACAAAGAAAGAGAUAUUAGAAUUACUUUAAGCUACAUCAAUUGGUUAGAAAAAAGAAUCAAAGAGAAUAAUGAGAGACUACAAAGAUUAGAUCUCAAUAGAUGCGAAUCUAAUUCCAAUUUUAUCAAUGAUAUCAAAAAUAGCAAAAAAACAUUAAACUUAAUUACUUUCCUUAGAAGAGCUGUUAAAAAUGCCAAAGAAACUGACCUACCUACAUUAUUACAAUCAGCCUAAUUCAUCCAACUCAAAUCCUACUUGGCUGAUGAUGAAGAUGAACCACAAGUCACUUCUGACAAUAAUGAACCUCCUCAUGUAUAUGAAGAUGCAGAAGUCGAUACAGAAGACAGUCAACAAGACACUUAAGAAGUUGAAGAGCCAAAUCAAGAAACAACUGAAGAAACAGUUGAUGCCUCAGCACCAGCACCAGAAGAUCAUGAGAUUGAAUAACAUUAAGAAGCUGGAGAACCAGAUGCUCCUGUUCCUGAACACCCCUUCGAAGCUGCUGAAAAGACUACCAAUGAGUAAUUGGCAAAGGAAGCUGCAGCCUUCAACAAAAUUAUUGAGAAGGGAUAAAAGGCUCCUGCAGAAGCUGGAUCUUAAAAGGAUUAUAGUUAAUUCACAGUGGCCUAAUAAGAGUUGCUCAAUUUCCUUGACAUCCUGGAAUCAGAGGUCAGAGGGUCAUUUUCUAAGAAAUAGGACAACUAAGUUACAUCUGCCAUGGGCUACAGUGAUUUCAAAGGGUUGAUUGUUAAGGAAAAUGAGACUUUUAAGGGUCACCUUGUUGCUGAAGAUGUCAAUCUUGAAAAAUUGUAAAACCAAUUAAUCACCAUUUUACAAGCCACUGCUGCCUGCAAAGAGAGAUUAAAGAAAAUCCAAAACUCCAUCGAUUUAGCCAACGAAGACUUGAAUUCUGCAGAAGCUCAUUAUAAAUCAGUAAGCGAAACUUUGACUGAAGAAUUGAACACUUUUGAUGAUGUUUACAGAAUCUAUUCCAGCCAAGUUGGAUCUCAAAGUUCACAAUAUAAGAGAGAUGUCUAAGGCAAAAUUACCAAUUGA
Messenger RNA from Paramecium tetraurelia, 1293 nucleotides. RefSeq lists its product as uncharacterized. The record is from RefSeq and is a predicted model, not a curated record. The transcript is spliced from 5 exons. Lineage: Eukaryota; Ciliophora; Oligohymenophorea; Peniculida; Parameciidae.